AUGGCAGUGGUGGUGGGUGGAGAUGACGGCGGUGUUGCUGCCGCCGUGACUACCGUUGCCGUCGUCACCCACUUCUGCCGCCACCACCACCACCACCACCCACCUCCACCCCAGCUGUCUCCCGCCACCACCCCAGUCGUCACCCACCUCCGCCGCUACCAACCGUCACCCACCAUCCACACCUCCGCCCCUGCCGUCACUCGCCACCACCCACUACCCACCACCCCCGACACCACCGCGCCACAGCUGCCACCCACCCCCACCCCCGCCUCCGCCGUCAGCCGCCACCCACCUCCACCACCGACCACCACCGUCGUCGUCACCCACCACCGUCCCCGUCACCCACCACCAUUGUCGUCGCCACCACCUACCUCUGCCCCCGCCACCACCCACCGCCGCCACCCACUGCCACCACCACCGACCAUCGCUACCAUUGCCACCUAUCACCACCCACCACCACCGACUACCGUCACUCAUCACCGAUUUUAUUCCUUCGUCUAUUCUUUCCUACCAAACAACACAAAGUAA
Helianthus annuus (common sunflower) is the source of this 528-nucleotide messenger RNA. Its product is annotated as pollen-specific leucine-rich repeat extensin-like protein 3. NCBI's taxonomy places the organism in Eukaryota, Viridiplantae, Streptophyta, Magnoliopsida, Asterales, Asteraceae. The transcript is spliced from 2 exons. Bases 1 to 528 code for a protein of 175 amino acids. The record is from RefSeq and is a predicted model, not a curated record.